Betta splendens (Siamese fighting fish) is the source of this 2825-nucleotide messenger RNA. RefSeq names its product macrophage expressed 1, tandem duplicate 1 (gene mpeg1.1). Bases 109 to 2235 code for a protein of 708 amino acids. Lineage: Eukaryota; Metazoa; Chordata; Actinopteri; Anabantiformes; Osphronemidae. Gene Ontology annotation, biological process: defense response to bacterium. The transcript is spliced from 2 exons. The record is from RefSeq and is a predicted model, not a curated record.
AAGUGAAAGCAAAACAUUUCCUCUCCCACAAGAUGCUUCUGCUUCAAGAGGAGGAGGAACUUUAAACCCUAUAUUCAGUCAUUCUAGUUCCCUUUUCUACCAGUCACCAUGAAGACAGCAGCGGUCCUCCUGGCUCUCUCUCUCCUCCACACCUGCUCUCCUGUUCCCAUCAGACGUCCACCAAACUGGCUUAGACAAUGUCGAGCCUCCACCAACCUCUCCAUCACGGCACUGGAGGUGCUGCCAGGUGGAGGCUGGGACAACCUCCGGAACAUGGACAUGGGUCGGGUCAUGAAUCUCAGCUACUUUCAGUGCCAGACCACUGAAGACGGACUCUAUCUCAUCCCAGACGAAGUGUUCAUCAUCCCUCACAAGGAGACGGGCGUGGAGACCAGCUCAGAGAUCAUCAGCUCCUGGCUGGAGCAGAAAAGCUCCACAUCUGAGACCAUUAACGCAGACAUAUCCUUCACUUCUGUGCUGAAUGCUAAAUUUUCUACUGAGAACCAGAAAAUGAAAACGCACCAGGUCAAAGACUCUGCAACUACAACUAGAGUGCAGGUUCGUAACUUCAUCUACACAGUCAAGGCUUACCCAGACUUUGCUCUAGACGAACGUUUUGCUCAACAAGCCAAGGAAAUCGCUGAUGCAAUAGAAAACAACCAGACGAGGAACGCCGACUAUCUCUCAGAGAGGAUGGUUCUAGAUUAUGGAACACACGUGAUCACUAGUGUUGAUGCAGGAGCUGCUUUAGUGGAGGACGACUACCUUCGUUCGUCAUAUGUCUCAGACAGUGUGUCAGACCAGACCACCAUCAAAGCACAAGCUGGUUUUAACUUUUUUGACAAACUAAAGUUUGACAUCAGCAGUCAAAGUACCCAACAGAGCUCCUCCAGCCAAACAUAUCAAACCAACCUUCAGUACUCCUUAAUGCAAAGUCAUGGGGGCACACCUUUCUAUCCUGGCAUCACUCUGCAGAAGUGGCAGGAAAAUAUCAGGAACAACCUGGUUGCUAUCGAUCGGUCUGGAUUCCCACUUCACUACUUCAUAAACAUCAACACCUUACCUGAUCUGCCACAGCCCACAGUUGGAAAAGUGUCUCUGAGAGUCAGUCAGGCCAUAGAGCGAUACUAUGAAGUCAACACCCGCCCUGGCUGCGUAGACGUCAACUCCAAGAACUUCAACUUUCAGGCCAACGUUGACGAUAGUUCCUGCGACGGUCCUGCCACAAACCUCAGUUUUGGUGGCGUCUAUCAAGUGUGCAUCAAGAUUAGUGCAGAUGCUGAUCCACUUUGUGAUGCUCUGGCCCAGAAAAACCCAGAAACAGGCGGCUUCUCCUGUCGUCCACCUUAUACCCAGACUCUACUGAGAUCAGAAAUGAGACAACAGGGUUACCACAAGUAUGAGUGUUACGACCAGAGAUAUAGAUGUGGGCUUUUCCAUCUUUCACACUGCCAUCGUCAAGUGUGUCAGAACAACUACUAUGUUCAAUCUGCCCGAAUCAACACAUACUGGUGCUCCGUCAGUGGAAAGGCCCCAGACAACUCAGGGUAUCUCUUUGGAGGCAUAUACAGCCCGUCCCUCCUAAAUCCCAUCACCAAUGCUAAAAGCUGCCCCCCAAACUUCAUUCCAGUAAAAUUUCUCUCUGACGGCCAGAUCAUCUGUGUGAGCAAUGACUAUGAAACCGGUACCAGGUAUGCAGUACCCUUUGGAGGCCUCUUCAGCUGCCAGUCCACCAACCCAUUGGCAGGGUCUAAACGUCGCUGCCCUCCCAAGUUCAGUCAGCACCUUGCUACCGUGAGCGACGGCUGUGAAAUCCUUUACUGUGUCCAGUCAGGUCUGUUCACAGGUGGAAAGCUGCAGCCAAUCCGUCUGCCCCCAUUUACUAAACCUCCACUUAUCAGCAUGCAAGCUACCAACACAGUGUUGGUGAUGACUGAGGGAGAGCAGAGCUGGGUCAGAGUGGGGCAGACCAAGAUGUGGAAACUGGCCAAACCAGACGAAAUCAAGGCGAUUGUAGAAAAGCUUAAUCCAGAACUGAAUGAGAUGUCCAGUGGAGAGAAGGCAGGAGUCGCCUUUGGGGUGAUUGGCCUGGUGGCACUGGUGGUCAUAGUGGCGGUCCUGAUGAAGAGACCGGGCAGACGCUCUGGGUUUGGAGCACAGAGAGGUUAUGAGGAAAUACGCGGAGAAGUCGAGGAAAAUGAAGUCGAGUACGAGACGCAGCAAAAUGAGGCCUGAACCGUCCACAGCACAGCAGCUGCAGAGAGUCAGGGCGUUUUAACGCAUUUCAUCUUUUCACGCCUCGAUUGUCAGCUUGGAAACCACUGUCGGAUGUCGUACCGUAAUGGACAAUUUCCACAUUUAAAAAAGAAAAUAAUCUAAUAACCACAGUAAUGCUUAAAAGCACAAUGUGCACUUUAAGUUGGGGUUAACUUGACAAAACUCAAUACUCCUAAAUCACAGGCACUAACAGCAGAGGAAGCUGACCUUUAAACCCAACAGAAGAAAAGCAGAAGUGCUUAGUGAGUUUACAGUGAACCAAUGGGGGCCUCUUGAGGCAAAUGUGCAAAUUGUUUAGAAAUGCGCUCAUAUAAAAUUAACACUUUGCUUCAUAGCCUGUGCAUAAAAUUAGGAUUAGAUUAAUAGAAAAUGCAUUCUAGAGCUCAAAGCGCUGCAUUAAACCAAUGAAGAUUCAUAAAUGUCAAUCAUUUCGUCUGUACCGUACAUCUUUAAUAAUUAAAGUAUUACAAAACAAACCAUGUAUGAUGACUUUCAUGCUGUAUACACAAAUAAACAAAUACUCACAUUGGAAAAUAAAUCUCUGUAUG